AUGCCCCCUGCUUUCGAUGGUAUCUCCGGUAGCUUUAAGGAUUGGCUAAGACGUUAUGAGCAAUGUGCCCUUGCCGCCGGAUGGUCCACUCAACAGCAGGCAGAACGCCUUGGUCUGUACUUGAAGGAACCCUUUCUAUCUGGUUGGGAUGCUUAUGCUAAGAAGGUGAACUUCGAGGAAGACAAGAAGUCCCUCCUGAAGAUAUUUGAUCAUGUCCGUCCCCACCGAGCCCUGAAACAGUUCCAAGAACUACGCUGGUCCAAAGGUCAGCACCCGGCUCUCUAUGCUGCAGCCCUACAACGACACCUCAACCGGUACUAUACCAAGGAGAAGUUCCCCGAACUCUCUGAAGCGGACAGGACUAAGAACAUGGAGGAGAUGAUCAUCGACCGACUGAAGGCAGAUCUACCCCCCAUGGUCCGGUUCCAGCUCCUCUUGAAAGAGCCUAAGAACCUCAAGGAGGCCU
Messenger RNA from Perkinsus marinus ATCC 50983, 466 nucleotides. RefSeq lists its product as hypothetical. The annotation marks the transcript as partial. Lineage: Eukaryota; Perkinsozoa; Perkinsida; Perkinsidae. The transcript has a single exon. The record is from RefSeq and is a predicted model, not a curated record.